This is a messenger RNA of Notothenia coriiceps (black rockcod), 2367 nucleotides long. RefSeq names its product MAX network transcriptional repressor a (gene mnta). Bases 169 to 1938 code for a protein of 589 amino acids. The transcript has 6 exons. Gene Ontology annotation, molecular function: protein dimerization activity; DNA-binding transcription factor activity, RNA polymerase II-specific; RNA polymerase II cis-regulatory region sequence-specific DNA binding. The record is from RefSeq and is a predicted model, not a curated record. Gene Ontology annotation, biological process: regulation of transcription by RNA polymerase II. Lineage: Eukaryota; Metazoa; Chordata; Actinopteri; Perciformes; Nototheniidae.
UGUAACUCUUCUACGUAAGUGGUAGAGUUUCUACCGAGGGGGUAUCCGAUUACCCUUCUUCCAGCAUUAGACUGGGAUCCUCUCCCUGUAGUACUCGGGCGGAUAUCGCAUUUGCUUUAUCGCCUUCUCUUUGAAAGAUUAGGCCACAGUGUUUCUAAGUGGACAGAAAUGAGCAUCGAAACGCUUCUGGAAGCAGCCAAGUUUUUGGAAUUGCAAGCCCAGCAACAACAGAAAGCACGUGAGGAUGACCUAAAGGAGAAGCAACGUCUGGAGCAGUUUUCUCAGCAGAGGCACGCUGCUGUGCUCUACAACUCAACUAUCCACAUCAACAAUGUUUCUAAAGGGGACGCUCUGCGCUCUGGGGGCCACCCGGGGCCCAUCCCGCCCUCUCUGCCUCCCCCGUCCUCUCUGCCUCCCCAGUCUAUGGCCAUCACUGUCAUCCCCGUCCCUGUGGUCACCCCUAACCCUGCAGGCUCACCCACGCUGCCCGUCGCCACGCUCUCCCCCCCUGCUGCUCCCCCGCCUGCCGCCACGCUGCCACGCUCUCCACAGCCCAAACCUGAGCCCUCAGUGCUGACCGCCAACCACAAGCAGCUGAUACAGAGCCUCCACCCGCAGCUCCUCACCCAGACUAACAAUGCUAAACUGCAGCAGCUGGUGCAGCGCUACCCGGGGUCCAUCGUCUCGCCCCCGCAGCGACACGCCAUCCUGCCUCAGACGAGCCCCGUGCUGCAGCAGGCCCCUCUGCAGAACGGCCCCGCCAGCCGGGGGAGUCCGCCUGACGACGGCCGCCUGCUCGACAAGAAGAGACCGGGAGGGGCAGGCACAAGAGAAGUGCAUAACAAGCUUGAGAAAAACAGACGAGCACACUUGAAGGAGUGCUUUGAGACGCUGAAAAAGAACAUCCCCAACAUCGACGAGAAGAAGACCUCCAAUCUGAGCGUGCUGAGGAGUGCGCUGAGAUACAUUCAGACGUUGAAGCGGAAAGAGAAGGAGUACGAGCACGACAUGGAGCGACUGGCCAGAGAGAAGAUCGCCACGCAGCAGCGGUUAGCGGAGCUGAAGAACGAGCUCAGCCAGUGGAUGGAUGUGAUGGAGGUGGACCGCGUGCUGCGACAGACCGUACAGCCGGAGGAGGACCAGGCCUCCACCUCCACCGCCUCAGAAGGUGAAGACAUCAUGGAUGAAGACCUGGAAGAAGAGAUUGCGCCGAGAGCACAGACUGCCUUACCCACCGUGCCUCAAACCAUGAAACCUGAUCUGCACCGGACUGCACCCCCCACUCAGGCCCCCACCUUGGCCCCCAGCACUACCUCCUUCAUCACCCAGCACAUUUCCAUCCAGCACAAAGUCCCUCAGCUCCAUCCGCUCACAGUGACUCCUCAACAGCCGGGGUUCAAACCUGCAGUCCCCCAUACACUCGCCUCCCCCUGCCCUCCCAUCAGCCUCACGCAGACCCUCGUCCCCACCCAAACACAGAUGGUGACGGCGUCCAGCCUCCACCCCACAGUCAUAGCCCACGCUUCAGUGUCCCACCCCUCAGUCAUACAAGCAGUGAACCACGUCAUCCAUGGAGGGGGUCACAAACGCAUCGCCCACCUGGCUUCCUCCACCAGCACGGUCCAGUUAGCCCACCAACCCAUAGGCCACAUCACCGUGCACCCGGUGGCCCACCUCCACCAGCACCUUUACCCCCAGCAGGUGGCCGUCACACAGUCGGCCAUGAUGGGUCACAUCACCCACACCAUAAACCACGCCCCCCCUCACAUGAACGGCACUGUGACUAGCCAACCCGCUGCCACCAUCAUGGGCAAGCAGACAGCAGUGAACACCCAGAUGGUGACGCACCACCCGCAGCUGGUGGGUCAGACGGUGCUCAACCCUCUGACUAUGGUGACCAUGCCCUCCUUCCCCAUCGGCACUCUGAAGCUGGCUUGAACCCCACGUAGAGGACCGCCAGGCUGGGAGAUAUGGGGGAACUACAGGCCUUAGAUCAGGCCUCUGAGGAACCGACCGUGAGGGCCGGAGAUCUGCGGGACCCCUCGCUGAUCCAGAGUUUGACUUUCAUUCACAAGCAUUACAGCUGAUGGAAAGCCGGGAACAUUCCUACAACAAACCCUCUUUAAAGAGUCUUUCACCGGUGUCCUGAGAACUUUAUCCUGAAUUUGGGAUAUGAUUGAAAUCCUCUUGAGCAAGUCUGACAAUAUAUAUGGUGGGCAGAUGUUAAGACAUCACUCUCUGCAUAAAGGGAAGUCUUGUGCUGCCACUACACUGUCCAUUAGGGCUGAAUCAUCUGUCGGUGACCAGUCAAUGUGCCUACAUAAUAUCUCUGCACUUGGAAAGCAAAAUUAGGAUAGCUUAAUCGAA